Molecule: messenger RNA, 354 nt
Organism: Didymodactylos carnosus
Lineage: Eukaryota; Metazoa; Rotifera; Eurotatoria; Philodinida; Philodinidae
Source: the annotation of a GenBank genome assembly
AUGGGUAGCGCCCUCUACGAGCGAUUUCAUCAAACGAUUAAAAUAAAGUCAGCAAUGAAUGCGUUAUUAGUCAAUAUUUUUGGAAUGAUUUUUGUUUAUCUAACUGUAAUAGCUACAGUUUAUUGUAUUGAUUUACAUGGUGAAACAUUGACCAAAGAGGAAUUGAUUGCACUCACUCGCGAUCAUUUAGGACGUCAAGAUCCUGAUGCUCUAUUGAAUGGAUUUUUUCCAGUUUGGGCAACUAUACAAUUCUGUUUGGCAUGUUUCUUCUUCGUCAUGGCCAUACUAAGCUUUACAUGUUAUAUCCUUGGUUGUCGUACACCACAGGAAGACCAAAUUAAACGAGCAAACUAA